AGCGCGGUGGGCUCAGCCGGGAGCGGCUCACCUCUGUUAUCAGAAGAAUAGUUUGAAAAGCAGAAGCUGUUUUUCUUGCUUCAUAUUUUGAUGUGUCAUCCUCGCUGCCUAUGAGGACAUGCUGUCAAUGAAUGUGCAUGCUAUUUCCAACUCUUCACUUCUCAGCUCACUUGAUGCCAUUUCAUUUCCAGGAGGGCGGCCAGACUAGGACGUCCUUCAGGCUGUGGCGGAGCCAGAGGCUUCUCCUCACCAUCCUGAGUUCCUCGGUGUCUUUGUCAUGUCGUCAUCACGUGGCUGACGUGCAUCUGCUCUGUCCUGCUUGGCAAGAUCCAGGAGUUGGUGCUCAGAGAAUGUUCAUGUGUCUUUGACUCUCAGAAUAACCUUGUGAAGGGGAUAUAGCAGAAACCUCUAGACCUUGGCCAUGACCACUUCCUCCCUUCAAACCUCGGUGGCAGUUUUUGCCCUGGUUGCCCUGCAUGUCAGUGCCCUGGAUACAUUUAUAGCUGCAGUGUAUGAACACGCAGUCAUAUUGCCAGAGAAAACAGAAACACCUGUUUCUCAGGACAAUGCCUUGCUUCUUAUGAACAAGAAUAUAGAUAUUCUGGAGAAAGCGAUUAAGCAGGCAGCUCAGCAGGGUGCUGAAAUUAUCGUGACACCAGAAGAUGCACUUUAUGGAUGGAGUUUUACCAGGGAAACCAUUUUCCCCUACCUGGAGGAUAUCCCAGACCCUCGGGUGAACUGGAUUCCAUGUCAAGACCCCCACAAAUUUGGUCACACACCUGUACAAGUGAGACUCAGCUGCCUGGCCAAGGACAACUCUAUCUAUGUUUUGGCAAAUAUUGGAGACAAAAAGCCAUGUAAAUCUAAUGACCCCACCUGUCCUUCUAAUGGCUAUUAUCAGUACAAUACCAACGUGGUCUAUGACAAAAAGGGACAACUGGUGGCACGCUACCAUAAGUACCACCUCUACUCUGAGCCUCAGUUCGAUGUGCCUGAGAAGCCAGAGCUGGUGACUUUCAACACCAACUUUGGAAAGUUUGGCAUUUUCACAUGCUUCGAUAUCCUCUUCCACGAUCCUGCCGUGAAGCUGGUGAAGGAUUUCCGUGUGGACACCAUACUGUUACCCACAGCUUGGAUGAAUGUUUUGCCCCUUUUGACAGCCAUUGAAUUCCAUUCAGCUUGGGCAAUGGGAAUGAGAGUCAAUCUUCUUGUGGCCAAUACACAUCAUGUCCGCCUAAACAUGACAGGCAGUGGCAUUUAUGCUCCGCACUCUCCCAAAGCAUACCAUUAUGACAUGGACACAGAGCUGGGAAAGAUCCUUUUUUCAAAAGUGGACUCGCAUCCUCGAAGCUCCCCUGACUUCCCAGCGGCGGUGAACUGGGCUGACUAUGCCACGACCAUCAAACCGUUCCCAGUACAGAAAGGCACUUUCAAGGGAUUUAUUUCCCGGGAUGCGUUCAACUUCACAGAACUUUCCGCAAGUGCAGGCGACCUUACAGUCUGUCAGAAAGAUCUGUGCUGUCAUUUAAGCUACGAAAUGUCAAGGAAAGAAGAGAAUGAAGUAUAUGCUCUAGGAGCUUUCUCAGGACUUCACGGCCGCAGGGGAAGAGAGUACUGGCAGGUGUGCACAAUGCUGAAAUGCAGAACAACUGAUGUGACAACCUGCGGACAGCCAGUAGAAACUGCUUUGACAAGAUUUAAUGUAUUCUCUCUAAGUGGCACAUUUGGAACAGAGUAUGUUUUUCCUGAAGUGCUGCUUACUAAAAUUCGUCUGUCACCUGGAAAAUUUGAGGUACUAAAAGAUGGGCGCUUGGUAAACAAGAAUGGAAUGUCUGAGCCUAUUCUAACAGUGUCACUGUUUGGGAGGUGGUACGCUAAGGACGCACAUUCCGCCUCAGGAGGGAUCGGCAAUUUGGAAACAACUAACCUGUUAAUAUCCACUUUGCUAAUGAUCACAAUUUUGCAAAUACUGUGAUGGUAUGGGACAACUCUUUGUCACAAUAUAUUUGUGCAGUAUAUAUUUUGCUAAAUGUAUUUAUCAGCUUUCCAAGUUACUAAGAGAUUCUGAGGGGCCAUCUCUGUAGCAUAGACCAGUGAUUUCUAAAUAUGUAUUUUUCUCAUCUUGAAUUAUUUUGAACUAUUACUGUAAAUUUGCCCCCUGAGUGCUUGGGUCAGGUGAAUGAAUGUCCAGACUUAGCUCUAACCUUAUUUGCUCUGUGACCUUGUGUGUGCUUGUGUGCAUGAGAAGCAGAGUGCAGAGCCUCAGGGGCAUUGUGAACAUAGCUGUGACCUUUGAAGAGAAGAGGAAUGAUGAAAAUUGAGACUUUUGUGACUGCAUUCUAUUUGACAUUCAAGACGAUUUGAAUUAAUCUGCUUUUCUGUGCUCACGAUUAGAGGGAAAUUCACUUUCCAUUUAGAUGGUAAUGUUGAAGUUUAUAUUCACAAUGCAAGUUGUUUUGAGAUGUUCUAGAAGUGAUGACAGAUAGUCCAGGUUUGUAUCAAAGCAGACCUGGCUCAGGGCGUUCAUAGUCCUGAACUACCUCACCUGAAGGCUGUGGUAUAAUUUAAUGGGCCCAGAUCCAUAACACAAAGACCAUGACUGUGAAUAGCAACACUGUUUUCAAUAGUGGGCAGCCUGCAUUUCUCAACAUGUAUAUCUCUCAUUGUACUUGAAAUACAGUGUAUUUGUUGUUGAUCAUUUAAUGAAAAUAUUUUUAAAAUUAAAGAAAUAAAUGUUCAGAUUUUUUCAGAUUUAAUAUCUUCAAAAUGAUUUUGUUUAAUAUUUUCACAUUGAAAUAUCACCUUUGAGACAUUUAUGUUUUGUUUUUUUUAUGUUGUUGUAUAUUACUCCUUAUAGAUUCAAUCUGCCUAUUCUAUGACAAUACAGUAGGAAAUAAGGACUAUUUUUAUAAUGAAGUGGUUAAUAUUAAGAGAAAGGAAAUGGACAUUAGGCCACAUUUUUGUUUUUACUUUUGAAGAGGGGUUUCUCUGCUGCUUGUGUUCAACGUGGGGGCAUCAGAAAUGGUCACUCUAAAGUGGUGCUGAAUGUACAUGUUUAUACAUAGUCCAAAUCACACAGCCAUCACAACUGUGUUCUUGUAUCUUCUCAUCAAACAUGGAGAAUUUCAGAUUUGCAAGGUCUACUUAAUGUCUAACAUUAGACAUUAUGCAGUGGCAUUGCUGUGUGUAUUAUGACACUUGGGCAAUGACAUUUCACUUCAAAAAGUUAAAUUGGAAGGCAGUAGCUGACCCUAAACUCUUCAGUUUAGGCCUUCAUUCUCUCAGGAAUGAAAGGCCAAAGUGAUCAAGGAAAUCAGAAUUAUUCUCAGAAACUUAUAUGGUUUCCAGAGGUGAAUGUCAGUUGUUGGUCCCUGCCAAGCCUCCCCUUCCCCCUCUUUU
Messenger RNA from Phyllostomus discolor (pale spear-nosed bat), 3399 nucleotides. It is a transcript of the gene VNN2, whose product is annotated as vanin 2. Bases 422 to 1975 code for a protein of 517 amino acids. The record is from RefSeq and is a predicted model, not a curated record. The transcript has 10 exons. Gene Ontology annotation, molecular function: hydrolase activity, acting on carbon-nitrogen (but not peptide) bonds, in linear amides. NCBI's taxonomy places the organism in Eukaryota, Metazoa, Chordata, Mammalia, Chiroptera, Phyllostomidae.